This is a messenger RNA of Synchytrium microbalum, 2259 nucleotides long. RefSeq lists its product as uncharacterized. The coding region runs from base 1 to 2259 and encodes 752 amino acids. The record is from RefSeq and is a predicted model, not a curated record. The transcript has 4 exons. Gene Ontology annotation, molecular function: metal ion binding; transcription cis-regulatory region binding. NCBI's taxonomy places the organism in Eukaryota, Fungi, Chytridiomycota, Chytridiomycetes, Synchytriales, Synchytriaceae. Gene Ontology annotation, biological process: positive regulation of transcription by RNA polymerase II.
AUGGCUAGUAACAACCAGCUCAAUAGGUGGGGGAGAAACAUUGCUGCUCCUGAAUUCAUCCCUUCGCGGGCUCCCAUCGCCAUACCCGAUAAACAAGUAUCACGAAGCAGCGCUUCGCCUCAACCACCAGCACGAAAUAUCGUUGCUAAUCAAUCAUCAUCUUCAUCUACGUCAUCACGACCUCGUAAACAUCAAAGCUCUCAACGCAAAGAAGCAGACAAGGAAGAUAAGCGAAAGUCAGUUACUUCGCAAGUUCCUUCUGAUUCAAUGGCUUUUGAUGUCUCAUUGAACCAUUUGUUGAACUUUACGUUUCCUGAACGUCAAAGGGUCACAUCCUCCACUGUAUCGCCUCGUCGCAAACGCUCAUCUGGAGUUACGGUUUACAACAAGGAACGAUUUGUCAAUGCCAACUUCCGAUUUGUCAUGCGUGACUCGGGUGAUUAUACAGUCAACUUGUUUGAUCCAGACAUUUUGGUCGAGUGGAAGGAUGUAGUGCAAGUGGUUAUUCCCACACCUCAUUCUCCAACUUGUCCUAUAUGUCUGUCGCCUCCGGCACCUGCCAAAGUCACACGUUGUGGGCAUGUCUUUUGUCACGCUUGUGUCUUGCACUAUCUCGCUCUAGGUGAUCGAAAAUGGCGUAAAUGUCCCAUAUGCUACGAUGCCAUCUACUCGAGAGACUUGAGAAGUGUCCGCUUUGACGAAGUAUCCGAAGUCAAGGCUGGAAGUAUCAGUGAAGGCUUUGGUUUGCGUGUAGUCUUGAUGAAACGUAUGGCAAACUCUACCGUGGCCCUGCCUCGUGUACAAUAUAAAGUAUGGUUGGAUGAAGGCGACGCGUCAUCUCCUCCUAAUGUAUAUGAUGCACCAAGGGCUGCCAAGCUCGUUGCUUCACCAGCUGGGUUUGAACGUAAAUUGCUGGAAGGUGAACGAGAUGAAUUGAUGGCCCUUUCUUUGGCAGCUCAAGAUACCGAAGAGGGUAUAUAUAUUGAUCUGGCCCGUACAGAAGUAGAUGCUGCCUUGGCAGAUUUAGAAGCAGUUUCCAAUGCACCAGAUAGACGUGGUCGUGGCUCCAAGAAAGGCAAAGGCAGCACAGUCUCGCCGUCUAGAGGUGGUGGAUCCGAUGCUGUUAAUAAUAACAAUAGUAGAAGUGAGCAACCACUAAGCAGCAAUGGUGAAGAAUCGAGCGUAACUCCAUCCUUUGUGUUGAGUGCCAUGUCCGAAUAUUAUAAUACAGCACCCAUACCUAUUCCAAUCAACGCCACUGAAGGAGUAGUAGGAGCAACAGGAUCGAUUUCUCCCGAAGCACCUAGUGUACAAACUCCAACACCACCAACACCUGGCUCAUCUCGAGAUCCAUUGCCAGCCCAGCCACCGCGAGAUAAUGCAUACUACUUUUAUCAAUCAGCUGAUGGUGCUCAUGUAUAUUUACAUCCGUUGGAUAUCAAAAUCUUGUUACGUGAACACGGUGAAUACUCAAACUUCCCGGAAUAUCUUGAAGUCGGUGUUUUAUCAGUACGUGAAAGUACCGUAGACGAUGACUUACGUAAACGAUGUAAAUACCUGGCCCAUCUGCCAUUAUCAUGUGAUGUCACAUUUUGUGAAGUGGAUCUCGCUAAAGCUGUAUCACAACUCGUAUUGAAUCAAUUUGCUAAAGAAUUGUCGGAACGUAAUCGUAGAUUAAAUGCCAUCAAACGAGCCGAAUUGGCAACCGAUAGUAAUAGUCGACGCCAACACCAACAUCAUCGUUCUUCACCACCAGAAGAUUCAGCAUUGAUGCCCGCUCUGCGACGUGUCUCUCCAAGUGACUUGGAGCGAUACAUACCUACAGGUGACGAAUGGGGAUUACCACCUGGUCGUGAAUUAGGUGAUGAAGAUCUCAACACUGGACGUGCCGAGUCUCCAUCUCCGACCUUCUCUAAUAGCAAUAAUAUUAGCACCACACCACCAUUUGAAGGUGUAUCAUUUGCACGUAUGGCCACAACGAAUUCUACUGCUACAUGGGUACGAAAGCCUCCUGCUUCCAACCCCAAUAAUCAACCACAGAAAUAUAGUAACAAUAGUACAGAUGAUGAAGACUACUUUGCUGAAUCUUGGACCUUGGAUUUAGAAUCUGCUGUACUGGAUGGCAAGUCUGGUGGAAGUAAUAGUAGUAUGAAUGGAGGAGGAAGUGGAAAUGGUAACGGAGGUGGUGGACAGAAGAAUAAGAAGAAGAAAUCGAAGGGUGUGUUGCUAGUAUCAAAUGGAGGAGCGAGAGGACGAUGA